CAUGGCGGCCGCGCCGGAAGGGGCGGGCGAGGCCUGAAGGUGCUCCCCGGCACUGGGGCCGCCAGCCGCGCCAUGGUCAACCUCGGGCUACGGCGCGUGGAGGACAGUGUGGCCGCCAAGCACCCGGCGCUGCAGCAGUACGCGGCCUGCCAGUCCCACGCCUUCAUGAAGGGUAUCGGCACCUUCCUGGCAGGUACGGCCUGGCCUGCCCCGGCUCCUCCCCGCCGCUCCCCGGGGGCUGCGGGCAGCGGGGGCGGGCGGCCCGGGCGGGGGCCAGUAACGGCGCCCGGCCCCCCGGUUUCGGCAGGCAGCGGGGCCGCCUUCGCCGUGCAGAAGCUGGUGAACAAGAAGCUGCCGUACAGCCUGCAGUGGAGCCUGCUGCUGGCCGGGGCUGCAGGGUCCCUCGCCAGCUACGUGGUAACCAGAGCCGAGACACAGAAAUGCUCCGAUUUCUGGAUUUACCUGGAGACAGGCAAGUCCCCACAGGAGCUUGCCAAGGCUGGUAGUGUUUCUCAGCCCGCAGGUACGUUCCCAUCUCUCCCUGUUGCUUUCCCUGGGCUUGUCAUGCCUGGUUCUUCCCUGCCGCAACAAUUUGCUGUUCCUGCCUCAUAAUUAAGUUGGUAACUGUGUCAUUGCCAAAAGUCCCCAUAUAAGUCCCACACUGGCACCCUGCAGUCGAGGGAUGGGAGCAGGUGCCUGGGGUGGCAGCAGCGCUAGGGAGGCUGGAGCUCCCUGCUUGCCUUCGUGGCUCCCAUGUCUCUCCAUGGCCUGGGCCCACCACCUGUGCCGCAGAUACCUGAGCAGGGCUGGUGGCAUGGGGUGGGAGCGCUCACUUCUGCCUGCUGCCCUGCCUGCUUUGUAGAUUCACAAGAGCCAGUGUGAAGGGUGUGUUUGCUGGAAGAGGAAGAAGAGAGUAGGGGAUGGAGGGAGGCAGUAAACCCCUCCACAGCUUGGUUGCUCUGUAUGGUGGGCAGAGCUGGAGGGGCACCAGAACAGGCACUGCUGGGCAGUCCCCACAGCUGCUUGCUGCUUUCUCCCACUGGUACCUUGAGCUCCCAAAGCUGGGUCCAGCUGAAGAGGCUUUAAAUGCUUCACCAGGGCUCUGUGGUUCUCUGCCUGCCCCUGGCAAACAUGCCAGGAUAGUUGGGGGUCCAGGGAGCUUGUUCUUUUUGUUGCAGAAAAUCUGCCCAGCCCAGAGGACAGAGAGAGCACAGCACCACCAGUGAGGAGGAACAAAUAUGGGGACGUUGUGGAGUAGUCAGCAGAGCACAACGCACUGUGCCUGUGUCCUGCUUCACCCCUUCCUGCCUGCCCGGCCUGCCUGUGCUGCUUGAGAGACUGGUGGGCUCUGUGGCACUGCUCGGGAGCUCGGAUGAGUUGAUCCUGCAGUGAGAGCGCAGUGGAGGCACCGUAGGGAUUGCUGCCUCCCAGGUAGCCUCCGAACGUCGCACGUGGGGGGUACAAUAAAAGUCAAGAGCUGAAAGUG
Messenger RNA from Grus americana (Whooping crane), 1486 nucleotides. RefSeq names its product transmembrane protein 141 (gene TMEM141). The record is from RefSeq and is a predicted model, not a curated record. The coding region runs from base 73 to 612 and encodes 179 amino acids. NCBI's taxonomy places the organism in Eukaryota, Metazoa, Chordata, Aves, Gruiformes, Gruidae. The transcript has 3 exons.